Molecule: messenger RNA, 909 nt
Organism: Pelobates cultripes (western spadefoot toad)
Lineage: Eukaryota; Metazoa; Chordata; Amphibia; Anura; Pelobatidae
Source: the annotation of a GenBank genome assembly
AUGGAAAAUGUAGGUGUGACAGUGAAAAGACUUUCCCAAACAAGAUGGAGCGCUCAUUGUGAUGCUGUGAAGCCAGUGAGGGCAAAUUUUGAAAAACUGACUUCAGCCCUUGAAAAGUUAUGUAAUCCCAAAGAAAAUGUGGACACAAGAGGAUCGGCUCAGAUGUUGCUGUCUGCCGUAUGUGAUUUUUCUUUUUUGUGUUACCUUUCUUUCUGGUGUGAAGUUCUAGAAGAAGUUAAUAUAACACAGAAAUAUUUGCAAACUGUGGGACUCACUCUUGAAAAGUACAUUGUGAAACUACAAGGUUUGAAAGCGUUUCUAGCAGAUCAGCGCAGUGAAAUUGUGGAGAAGGCCAUUUGUUAUGCAACUACUAUGUGUAAAGAAAUGGACAUUUCAAUGGAAAGAAGAGGGAGAGUAAAGCUACGUAAAACAAUGCCAGGAGAGAAGGCAAAGGACGCUGGUCUCACAUUGCCAGAGGAAAUGAAAAGGGCUAUGUUUGAGUGCAUUGACCGUUUUCAUCACGAGUUGGAAAUUCGUUCUCAGGCAAUUGAAAAAAUCCUUUCAAUGUUUGCUGUUAUUCAGCCAAGCUCUCUGGUUGUGGCAACAGAGAAAGAUAUUCGUAAUUAUACUCCAAAAUUGACUGAGAUUUUUGACGAAUUCUCUAAUGAAGACAUCUUUAGGGAAACUGAACGUCUUCAGAGGCAUUUGGAAGCUGCCAAGAUCAGUGUUGAAGAAGCAAAGAAAUGGACGGCAUUGCAGUUCCUGGAGUUCAUUGUUAAAUGGGAUUAUUGUGAAUCUCUGCCAAAUUUGUCACUGUGUUUAAGAUUCUUUUUGACUCUCUGUGUGUCUAUUGCUUCAUGUGAAAGAAGUAAAAUUGAUAAAAAAUUUCUUUCGCUCAACCAUGAGUGA